CUGAACUGAAAUCAGCGUUUGUUCUUUUUCCAUUUCUCGUAUAGGUUUUCUUCAGGUGAAUUCAAAAUCAUUCGGAAGAUAAAAGCGGGAUUUCGUCUUCGCCUGAAUCUUGCGAGGGGACAGAGUGUUGCCAAAGAUGGAUCCAGACGCGGUUAAGUCGACUUUGUCCAAUCUCGCAUUCGGUGGUGUCAUGGCCGCAGCUGCCAGAGAUUAUCAAAAGGAAAUUCUAGCACAAGAAAAGGCGCAAGCAUCAAAUCCCGUCAAUGAAGAGAUUGAUCUUGAUGAACUGAUGGAUGAUCCCGAGCUAGAAAAAUUGCAUGCGGAUAGGAUCGCAGCCCUCAAGAAAGUAGCCGAGAAACGAGAAAAAUUGAAAAGGCAAGGACAUGGGGAAUACCGAGAGAUAAGCGAGGGCGACUUCUUGGGUGAAGUUACGGGGAGUGAGAAAGUGAUAUGUCAUUUCUACCACAAGGAAUUCUACCGUUGCAAGAUAAUGGACAAGCAUCUUAAAGCCCUUACACCAAGGCAUACGGACACAAAGUUCAUCAAACUGGAUGCAGAGAAUGCCCCCUUCUUUGUUACGAAGCUUGCAAUCAAGACUUUGCCUUGUGUUGUGCUUUUCAGAAAGGGAGUGGCGACGGAUAGGCUAAUCGGGUUUCAGGAUUUGGGUGCUAAAGACGAUUUCGGCACGAAGACAUUGGAGAAUCUUCUGAUUAGAAAAGGUUUUCUAAGUGAGAAGAAAGAGGAGGAAGAGGGUGAAGAAGAUGAAUGGCAAGAGAUGAGACGCCGAACAGUUAGGUCCUCUUUGAACAUCGACUCUGAUUCAGACUGAUUUUCACUUUGAGAUCGCAUUACUGUUUCUGUAUCUUCACUGCUGCUGUUUUUUUUCCUUCCCGUCUUAUUUUUUAAAAAUGGCUCGAGGCUAUGUAAGGACAAAUUUGAUGUAAUAUCUUAAAAUUCAAAUAUUUUCGGUUGGAUUAGUAAU
Messenger RNA from Tarenaya hassleriana, 982 nucleotides. RefSeq names its product thioredoxin domain-containing protein PLP3A-like. NCBI's taxonomy places the organism in Eukaryota, Viridiplantae, Streptophyta, Magnoliopsida, Brassicales, Cleomaceae. The transcript is spliced from 9 exons. Gene Ontology annotation, cellular component: cytoplasm. The coding region runs from base 137 to 829 and encodes 230 amino acids. The record is from RefSeq and is a predicted model, not a curated record.